AUGGAGAACACGUGCAUUAACUUCACAGAUUAUACAGACUAUUCAAAGAGAAAGCCACCCACGGACAUUCUUUUUGUACUCGGUGGAGAUGAUGGAUGUAAAUCGUAUGUUGGCAGAAAUAAGGGACCAGGUCCGCAGGAACUAACUCUCGGCCAAGGUUGUGGAACGGUGUGUGCUCGAACGAUAUUCCGUAUUGCACGAUACGAUUUUAUGUGA
Molecule: messenger RNA, 216 nt
Organism: Ostertagia ostertagi
Lineage: Eukaryota; Metazoa; Nematoda; Chromadorea; Rhabditida; Trichostrongylidae
Source: the annotation of a GenBank genome assembly